AUGGCAAGAGUUGAUUAUAUUAGUGAAAUUUCAAAUUACAAAAUGGAUUGGAACUUUAAAGUAAGGGUUGUACAUAUAUGGCAUGCUACACCAAGGGACAAACCAAAUUUUCUUCUAUCAAUUGAGUUAGUGCUUCAAGAUGAAAAGGGAGAAAAAAUUCAUGCAACAAUUUCACGAUCUGUUGUCCAUCGUUUUAGAGGAGAAAAAAAUGCAAUAAAAGAAAUGGAAUUAAGGAAGACAAUUACAGUAACAUUUUGGGGGAAGUUUGUUGAUAAAAUUAUGUCCCACUUGCACAAUUUGAUUGAUGAACCUGUCAUCGUAGUUAUACAGCUUAUAAGAGCGCAUAAAUUUCAAGAAUUGGCUGCUGGAACUGUACAACUUAAAAAUGUUAAAGAAUUGCUUGAUUCUGUGCAGGUUGGGCAUUUAUGGAUUCUUACAAAAAUAGUGAAUUUGAAACUUAAAAAUAAUUGUUCAUACCUAGAUUGCAUCAAGUGCCAUAAGAGUGUCGAAGAAGUUGCCAAAAAUACAUUUUACUGCAAGAAAUGUGGUCGUGAUUAUCAAACAGCUACUCACAGGUAUAGGGUUCAUAUUAAGGUUAUGGAUGAUACAGGGAUCGUCUCUUUAUUGCUUUGGGACAACAAAGCAAUCACAUUCAUUGAAAAAUCUGCUUCUGAAUUAAAAGAUUGUUCGUUAGAGAUUUUUGAUUCUCCGUACGAGUGUUCCUAUCCGAUUGAGUUGGAUGUUCUUCUUAAUAGAAUCAUCAUGUUUAGAGUGAAUGUUAAAGAAGAAAAUAUUGAAUCACGUGAUCGAGUAUAUGGAGUUAUGAAGAUCAAUGACAACGAAGAACUGAUAAAUCAAUACAAGAAGUCACUAAAAAAAGAUGUUUUCACUGAACUUCAUUUCAAUGUUGAAGAAGGCUCAAAUGCUAAGAAGGAUUUUGUGUAUGAUAAUGAGAAAAUCUCUCCUAAAAAGAUAUAA
Molecule: messenger RNA, 978 nt
Organism: Capsicum annuum
Lineage: Eukaryota; Viridiplantae; Streptophyta; Magnoliopsida; Solanales; Solanaceae
Exons: 9
Coding region: 1-978 (325 amino acids)
Source: RefSeq, a predicted model, not a curated record